Messenger RNA from Helobdella robusta, 2976 nucleotides. RefSeq lists its product as hypothetical. The coding region runs from base 1 to 2976 and encodes 991 amino acids. The transcript has 12 exons. The record is from RefSeq and is a predicted model, not a curated record. NCBI's taxonomy places the organism in Eukaryota, Metazoa, Annelida, Clitellata, Rhynchobdellida, Glossiphoniidae.
AUGGAUAUUAAUAAAUCUUUAGUUAUAGAAAGACCAGACUGGAAAGAGAAGCUGAAAUUCAAAAGCGACGGUUGUCUUACCGAAAAUAAAAAUUUUCUUAAGAAACCAUUGAAUCGAAGAAAAAUAUUUGUUCGCCAGGUUGGUACCCCAAAACGGAAAUCAAAAACUAGCAGUUUUUCUUUUAUUUUACCAUUUGAAAAACUACUUCCUGAAAUAACUUUAGACAGAUGUUCUAAUAAUCACAUGAUUUUAUUGCAAAAAGAAAAAUUGAAUGAAAAAUUGAAAGAAGCUGAAAAGUUAAAUUCCGGAAUUAAACAAUUUGAAACUACUUCCUACCGCAGAGAAAAUAAUUCCCAUAAAUCGAAAAACGAUAAAUUAGAGGAUUUUGAGGUUCCGAGCAAUGUGCAAUCUGUUUCUAAUCUAACUAUAAACUCAUUAACCAGCAACAAAACUUCGUCUGUGAACGUUUAUGAGCACAACAGCUCAUUGGAGAGUUUCUCGGAUGAUGAGUUGACGUUUCGCAAUAAAUGUAAAGCAGAAGUUGAAGCCGUGAGAACCAUCUAUGACCAUUCCAACGCUAACACAGUCAAAAAAAGUAACAUGGGUCUGCGCAAGUCUCAGCAAGAAGAUCUGAAAAGUAGCAACUCCAAUAAAUACGGCAACGAAAAUUUGAAGUUCGGUGAUAACCCCAAAACAACGGACGAUGUAAAAAUUAAUAAUCGUUCAGUCAGAUCUUCAAACGUAUCUGAAAAUGCUUCUAAGCAUUCAAGAAACCAGGCCUCCAUUGAUUCGCAAAAAAUUCCUUCGAAAGCCUGCAACAGGCAUCAAACCGUGCUCCGAGAGAUUGAAACGACGGUCGAACAAUCCACUCGCUUACUCAAGCAAUCAAGUGAAGAUGUAAGAAGUGAAAAAACUUCACGAAAUGUUUCCGUGUCCUCUAGAGAUCGCGAGGAUGUGCUCCAAUCGGCCGAUCGUCAUGAGACAUCUCCUGGAAGUAAAACAUUCACAGAACGGUCGGAACACAUUUUGCGUUACGAUAACGUGACUAAAUCUGAAGAAUCAAUCACGACCGGGCCUUUUUCUGAUGUUAAUGAGAAAAGAAAGGCUUCGAUCGCCACCGACAAAAUUUUCAAUAAUGGAUCAGAGAAGAAAAGUUGGGAGCGUUCCAGAUCAAAAGAUUCAAAUAAAAAAUGUUCAAAAGAAUCCAGCAAACAGCAAAGUAAUUUGUAUAAUCAAUCGAGGCUUCUUGAAGCAAAGCGUGAUGAAUCAUCGCGAAGUCGAUCUCGCGAUAAGGACAACAUCGGCAGCCCCGAAGUCUCAUAUCGUAAUUUGGAUACCCCAAAAAAUUUCGCUAUUGUUCAACAAAUGGUUACAAAUGGAACAUCCUCUUCUGGACGGAGAAAAAAGUCAUCGAUACUAAAAAUUUGCCAAAGAAACAAUAACAGUCCCAGUCCUCCACGAAGUGGAAAAUCCGCCAACACGGUCAGCAGUAGAAAGACAGCGAGUAGCAACUACACGAGAGGAAGACCAUUCAACACAACGGACGAUCAAUACACCAAUUAUUCACGCCCCAACGCUGAGUAUAAUUCGGAAUCUUUGAAACCAAGUGACGAGAGAGCGGAAGAAUCGAUAGAUCCGUAUCCACCUCCGAAUCGACCAAAUGAUUAUUAUUACGAUUCGCCCCAAAGCGAAGAUGCCUAUCGCGGUUCACAAAGAAGCAACGGAAGAAACAGUAGCAGAGAUUAUGAAUGCGCUUACUACGAUGAUUACGAGCGUUCGUCGAGACAACUCAGGAGCAGAUCUGGCAGCAGACGACAAAGUUCUUACUAUGAGGACGAGCCUUACGAAUACGAAGAUGAGAUGUUCUGCUCUCUCUCGACGUCUGAUCGACCCAGUACGUGCCGUCGCUUCAUGCCAAUAGAUCCAUACGAUUUGAAGAUACUUGCCCAACUGUUAAGCCCAAGACCAGCAACUCUUCAACCUCCGCCUCUUGAAAUUGUUCGCAUAGUUCAGUGGUGCGAGACCAGCCCUCAACCAACUCGGCCAAAAUUCAAUAAACUUUUCAAAAUUCUGGCUCCUGCAACAUUUUUCUUCACGGCACUGUUCUACAUUCACAAUGUGAAAUCGAUCGGUUAUAAGUACACAGGAUGUUAUUUGGGCGUCAUUGGUGUGAAAGAAAAAAAAGUGCAAGGAGUUGAAGGAUGCGCUUCUGCUUGCUUGGACGAAAUAUCAAGUCUUAUUUCUUUGAAGGUCUGGUGGUCGGGAAUCCCCGAUUCGCCAGUGACCGAAGUGGUCCCAAAUUUUGUCGUCUCGCUGUUUGAGUUGAACAGAAAACAUUCAAAUAUAGCAAUCAGUAUCUCAAAAAAAUUUGAAGAAGAGUACACCGAUCAUUACAGUCGUAUCAGAUGCGUGAAUAAUGAUGAUAGGAUAAAGCCAUCAAUGAGCUUUGAACUUCCGGAGGUUCUCACAGAAACGCUUUGUGCUGCUACAUGCAUUGAAAAGAAUCGACCGUACGUGGUUAGAUCAUAUUUUGAAUUUCCUGAAUGGACGUCUGUGUUGAGGCAUUGCCAUGGCAGUGAUAAAGUUGUUGCUUCUGGAGGAUGCACAAACAAGUGCGAUCCCGGAUGGUCUGGAAAAUUAUGUAACAUCAGAGACUGCAGUGUGAGCAAUGGAGAUUGUUUAACCGGAUUGAAGUGUCAAGAAUCAGAGACGCCAACAGGUAGAGUUCACGAAUGUUUGUGUCCAGCUGGCCAGGCCAAAACUAAAAAUGGAGAAUGUGAAGAUGUGGCAACGGACGGUAACCUUGUAUUUAAAUACUAUCACACACAAAGGGAGUUGAAUGACAAAGCUUGGUACCUUAUCGACCUGCAAAAUUUUUAUUACGUCGAUAAAGUUCACGUGUAUAAUCAUUUUUUAGAGUGUUGUAAGUGGAAUCAAUUCAGUGAGAGACGGUUAAUUGAGAGUUGGUCAAAGUGA